Molecule: messenger RNA, 5229 nt
Organism: Nezara viridula (southern green stink bug)
Lineage: Eukaryota; Metazoa; Arthropoda; Insecta; Hemiptera; Pentatomidae
Source: the annotation of a GenBank genome assembly
AUGCUACCUACCAUAUCAGAAACUAUCGGAGGAAUACUUAUCGCCAUGAUGACAAUUGGCACUGCAUACGAAGCCAUCCUGGAGCGAAGAGCCAAGAAAUUCCGGAAGCAUAAGGGCAACAAUAAUGAAGGAAAAGUUGUGAUGAAGAAGGAUGAGAUGUCUAAGUCCGAUGAAGAGAUGAUGCAGUCAAUGGACCCCUGUCACAGUAUGGGAAGAAUGGGUGAGAUGUUCCUCAGCUUCUCAAUCCUAACCAACGGAAGGAAGAUUUUGGACUGUGGAGCUCCACCCAAGGAUUCUCUCACAUGCGUACAUGGCCUAAGGUUCCUAAGUUUGGCUUGGGUCAUCAUGGUUCACACUUAUUUGCAAAUUUUUGCAAUUGCAGAAAACAAAAAUUUGAGAACUUUGACUGAAGAAAAUUUCAUGUUCCAAACAGUUGCGAACGCUACCUUCUCUGUGGAUUCAUUUUUCUUCAUAAGUGGUUUGCUUGUCGCCUACCUGUUCUUCAAAAGCUCAGCCAAACCCGAAGGCGAAGCGGCCCUCAGAACUCCACGGGCACUCAAACCCCUGUCUAUCGAGUUCAGGGAUAUCAUGGUCAAGUUCUUCACCUUCCUGGGAUACAGAUUUAUCAGACUGACCCCAGCUUACAUGUUCGUCCUGGGCUGCGCUGGCCUGGCCAUGAAGUGGCUCAAGAACAACUCCGUCUUCGAACCGAUCAGCUUGGACAACGUCAACUGCGACAAAUAUUGGUGGAGGAAUAUGCUUUACAUCAACAGCCUCUAUCCGAGAAGUGAAAUGUGCAUGCUCUGGAGUUGGUAUUUAGCGAACGACACCCAGUUUUACGUGUUAGGAACAUUGUUAUUGCUGUUGUCAUCAAGGAUAGCUGCAUCUUCUUUGGUGAUGAUUUUGAUAAGUUCUUGCGUCACUUGUGCCGUGAUAUCAUUCCACUAUGAACACGUUGUCAGCGUGAAGGAACCAUUCAUCUUAUUCGAUCAGCUGUACGACAAACCAUGGACCAGGAUAGGACCUUACAUCGCAGGACUGUUUACCGGAUGGUUUCUUCACAAGACGAAGUGUUCUAUUAGGAUGUCAAAGUGUGUCGCCCUGGUAGGAUGGUCGCUGUCUCUCCUGGUGUUGGGAGCUCUUGUGUACGGCGUCCUGGAUGCCAAUUUGGGAGUCACCGGUUCUGCCCUCUAUGUAUCCUUAGGGCAUACGGCCUGGGGGUUCAGUCUGGCUUGGAUAGUAAUUGCCUGCUGCUGUGGAUACGGAGGUAAGAUGCAUCAACUCCUUGCUGUCCUGCAGACUGUUGCAACCCCUAAGCAGGCUCACCUACUGUGCCUACCUCAUACAUCCUGUUGUUAUGGUGAUGACCAGCUUUCAGAUGGAGGGUCCUCUACAUCUCCAUAAUCUUCUAGUUUUUAUCCUGUACUUCGGCAACAUUGUAGCUUCUUUUCUCAUCUCCUUUUUCUUGUCACUGAUGCUUGAAGCACCCGUAGUGAGGUUACUCAAGGUAUUAUUAACACCAAUGAUGAAAACAUCAAGCUCAGAAUAACAUCAAAAGUUACCAUCACUCUUAAGUUAUAAAUAUGUAUAUAGCAUUUGUAAAUUUAGUGCGAUUUUUGAAUGUUGUGGAUGUGCGUUAAGUAUGACUGUUUUUUUAAGGAUAUAAUAAUGUAAUUUAGGAACAAACUUGCAUAGACUGCAUUAUUGAAAUUAAGGUUGCAAUUUGUGACUAAUUUGAAGAUGUUUUUUAGAAAGAUAAAGCGAGAAAAGUAUUUCCUGUGAAUAAAAAUAUUGAAACAAACCUGUUUCUCUUACAUAUUUGUAAUUUUUUUUUAUGAUGUAAUGUUUGGUGACAUAAUUAACAAUGAUGCAGAAUAAGGACACUUUUUUAGGUUCUGGUUAUCAAAUAAUCAUUUUUUAUUAUGAUAAAUUCUGUUUUAAUCGACAUAAUACUUCAAAUCCAGUUAUCUAUAGAAUUGCUGUCGUAAACAUUUAAAACAAAUUUAAAUUUAUUUUCAAAUAUAAAAGAUAUAUUGCUCAUUGUAAUAAUUAAAGAUCAAAUUGUUAAUAAGUAAUUUCCUUAUAAUAAUUUAAUAAUCCUGUUUAUUAAUAAAUAUUUAUUUUUCAUAUUUAUUAAUAAGUUACAUUAAUUUUAAGUUGUGCUCAUAUGUAAUUAUUACAUAUCAUAUGAUUGUGUUUAGAUAAAUGAAUCAAAUUUCAAGAGAAAAUUUGACAUAGAUUUAAUAUUAUGAUUGGCAUAAUAAAAAUUGGAUUAAGAAUAAAAAUUAUGGACAUUGCUCAUUGAGAUAAACAAUAAAUGAAUCAUGAGCAAUUGAAGUAUCAACUUUUGAGUUCAUGAUUCAGUUAUAAAUUAGACUCAAUGAAAAGCCGUUUUUGAGUUUAGGUAAACGAAAGAAUUAUUAUAAAUUGUAUUGUUUUUUAUGAUUAAAAUUUGUUACGAAAUAAAUCUUCGACAAUAUGUUUAUGUAUCAACACCCCUUCUCUCUGUAUCCUUAAGGUGAGUUGUGAUCAAAUGUCAAAUACUUUCGUUCACAAUUUUGGACCGAAUUCAACUAUUUAACAAUCCCUGUCAUUACUGAAAAUUUUGGUGAUAUUAAUGUCAAAUAAAUGAAGUCAAUGUAGAGAUGUCACCUUUUCACACCUAUAUAAGUCAGGAAACGUGAAAUUCUUGAACGUGAAUACUGGGUGAGAUUUGUUGCAAUGAAAAUGGCGUUUAAUUACUGAACGUGAUGCCAACAGUACAAUAUUUGAAUAACAACCGUUGAGACAUUACUAUGAAUUGUGCUUAUAUCAAAACACGUCAUAAUUACCAGAGAACAAUACAUCAAAGGGACGUUGUAGCGGAGGUGCGAUAUUUUCAUCAAGUGAUGUCCACUAAGAGGUCUCGUUCUGCUGGCUCCACCCCUCGUAACUCAUCACCUAAACAAAAAACUCGUCGCAGUAAGCGAUCGACACCCCCUGGAACUCCUCCAGCGAAAAUUCAAGAUUCCACACCACAACCGCAAGCAGGUUUUGAAAAGCAGUAAUGAGAUUGAAGGAGAAAUUCGAAAGGUGUCUCCUCCGGACCCUAAAUUUGGAGGGUAAGACAUUAACGACUUGGGACGUAAACAAAGCUAACUUUACUGGCCCUUCCUAGGAGCCCUAUAUCUCCGCCCAGCACGCCUUCCAAAUACCCAGCGAGGAUUUUCCUGACGGGCUUAAAUAUAAAUCCUCAGCCGAUACCGUCUGCAUUAAUUCCUUCCAUUUUCUCCAGCUCCGAAUUUAUUAAGAUUCUAAAUAACCUUAAGUCCUUGGAUAAUUUGUAUUCAUUUAUCAAGGACCAGUUUCUCGUCAAUGACGUCUUGUUGCUUCGCCUUUAUAACAAUUUUCCAGGGCAUGAAAUCGAUAAUUAUUUUUUUCACAAAAUAAUGUAAUAAAUAUUAUAUUUAAAAUUAAAUAUCAUAUAUUAAGUACAAUUAAAGGAAGCUUAUGAUGAGGCAGGUCUCAGGAUUAACUUCCAAAAGACUGAAUAUAUGGCACUGGGAGAUGAGGAAGACGACCUACGCAUAGGUGAACAGGUAUGUAGAAAAGUAAAGGCAUUUAAAUACCUCGGGUCCUAUCUAGACGAUGUUGGAACGUCCGAAGUGGAUGUCCGAAACAAGGUAGAGAUGGCAAGAAAAGCUACUAGAAUGCUGCAUCCUGUUCUCUGGAACGAUACUAUUUCAAACGCGAACAAGCGGCAUAUCUUCACGGCUAUUGUUGAGUCCAUAUUAACCUACGGAUGUGAGGCAUGGUCGAUGAAUGCUGGCUUGUAUGCCAAAAUUCGGACUGUAGAAAUGGAUUUCUGGAGAAGGUGUCUACAGUUAACGAGGCUGGACAGAGUCCGAAAUGAAGUGGUGAGACAGAGAAUAGGUGUAGAGGAGACCGUCUCUGAGAGGAUCGGGAAACGGCGAUUGAAGUGGUAUGGACACUGCAGGAGAAUGUCGGAAGAACAUUGGCCGAACAGAGUCCUUGACUGGCAGCCACCCGGAAAGCGUAGGCGAGGACGACCGAGAACCACGUACAUGGAAGGAGUCCGAGAAGAGAUGGCCGGCCGAGGUCUACAGGAGGGUGACUGGGAGGAUAGAGAUGUGUGGAGCUCUACUCUGACCUGAAGAGGUAUCCCACGUUGGAACACCGGAUGAAAAAAAAAAGAAAGAAAAAGUUUAAAAUCAUGCCUGAUUUAUAAAUACAAAUUUAAAUCGAUAUUUGAUGUUAUCGAUUCGAUUCAAAGUAAUAUUCACUCACUGAGCGAUACAGAUUUUGAAUUGAAAAAAAAAAUUGAUCAGAAAAUAAAAAUCACAUUUUUAUUUAAACACAAAUUACAUUAAAUAUUAGUAUGUAAAUCUACAUGAUAAAUGUAUACAUUUUUAAUAUUAUAUUUCUAAAAUAGCUUUAAUUAAAAACUAAUUAAUAGCUAUUAAUAGCUUUUAUAUAUAUGUAUAUGUGUAUAUAUAUAUAUAUAUAUAUAUAUAUAUAUAUAUAUAUAUAUAUAUAUAUAUAUAUUACAAAUGUAUGUUAAAUUACAUUUUAAAAAACUAUGACUCAAGAAUUAUUAUUAUUCUUAAUUGUUAAAAUUUUGUUAAAAAAUAAUGAUCAGAGUAUAAUUUGUAGCAUUCAUGAUCAAAAAUAAAAACCACUCCUAAUAAAAAUCAUCAUAUAAUUUUUUAAAUUGUAGUCAGAUUUUAAUUUAAUUUAAUUUAUAUAUAUAUAUAUAUAUAUAUAUAUAUGGUUGCUUGGAUCCUUGAUGAAUCUUGAACGUAAUAGGUUUGUUCCAAAAUGAAUUCUGACUCUGUUUCAAGCACAUGCGCCGUACAGAUGUCUCGUUCCAAAUCCAUUUAUGUGCAUGGUCUUGAAACCGAAAAAUUAUACUCCUUUCGAGGAUGGUAGUUUUCUGAUAGUCAUACCUCGUUGGAACAAAUAUAUCAAUUAAAUUUCGAGGAUGAGGGUGGACAACGCCCUGUCUCUCCCAUAACCUUUUCAAUCUUCUGAUGUAUUCGAGAAUUCAUACUCUUGAAAAGUUUCUCAUAGGGGUAAGUUUAUCAGUGUAAUGAGUUAUUAAAUUAUUCUCCGAUUUCACAUAUUAUUAAAAUGUGUAUCAUGUGAAACUGAUGUAUUAAGUUCAAUUUUUAAAAUAUCGUCGUCAAGCAAAUUUAAGACCGUUUCCAGCACAAAGCAGGAGGUUUUGGC